AUGCCACAAAAAAGGAGCACGAGGGCUGGGAUACUGGCAGGUUGCCCAAGCCUAGACGGAGGAAGUCGAGGGGCGGGGUUCGUGUUCGAACCACGAACCUUACGGCCACCUGGCGAUAACAGUCGUCAAGCCGAAGCAUCCUUUCGAUACCUAGCUACCAUGCCAUCCGAAGGAAACACGACGGCUGAGAUACUGUUAGGUUGCCCAACCCUAGACAGGAGUAGCCGGGAUGCCGAAGCUGCGUUCGAACCAUAG
This is a messenger RNA of Opisthorchis viverrini, 255 nucleotides long. RefSeq lists its product as hypothetical. NCBI's taxonomy places the organism in Eukaryota, Metazoa, Platyhelminthes, Trematoda, Opisthorchiida, Opisthorchiidae. The coding region runs from base 1 to 255 and encodes 84 amino acids. The record is from RefSeq and is a predicted model, not a curated record. The transcript is spliced from 2 exons.